CCCGCUUCCGGCUGUUGCCGGGCCCUAUAUCCGGUGUCCGCCCGCCCUCGGCUCCGCCGCCGCCGCGAUGCUGUCCCGGUCACGCUGCGUGUCUCGGGCGUUCAGCCGCUCGUUGUCUGCUUUUCAGAAGGGGAACUGCCCUCUAGGGAGACGUUCCCUGCCUGGGGUCUCCUUAUGUCGGGGACCAGGUUACCCUGACAGCAGGAAGAUUGUUAUUAACAACAGUAGUGUCUUCAGUGUUCGCUUCUUCAGAACUACAGCUGUGUGCAAGGAUGAUGUGAUUACAGUCAAAACCCCAGCGUUUGCAGAAUCUGUCACAGAGGGAGAUGUUAGGUGGGAGAAAGCUGUUGGAGACACUGUUGCAGAAGAUGAAGUGGUUUGUGAGAUUGAAACUGACAAGACAUCUGUGCAGGUCCCAUCACCAGCAAAUGGCGUGAUUGAAGCACUUUUGGUACCUGAUGGGGGAAAAGUAGAAGGAGGCACUCCUCUUUUCACGCUCAGGAAAACUGGCGCUGCUCCUGCUAAGGCCAAGCCACCAGAAGCUCCUGCUGCUGCAGCCCCAAAAGCAGAGCCUACAGCAUCGGCAGUUCCUCCUCCCCCUGCAGCAUCCAUACCCACUCAGAUGCCACCAGUGCCCUCACCCUCACAACCUCUCGCUAGCAAACCGGUGUCUGCAGUAAAACCCACUGCUGCCCCUCCCGUAGCUGAGCCAGGAGCUGGCAAAGGUCUGCGUUCAGAACAUCGGGAGAAAAUGAAUAGGAUGCGGCAGCGCAUUGCUCAGCGUCUGAAGGAGGCCCAGAAUACGUGUGCGAUGCUGACUACGUUCAAUGAGAUCGACAUGAGUAACAUCCAGGAGAUGAGGGCUCGGCACAAAGAUGCUUUUCUGAAGAAACAUAACCUCAAACUAGGCUUCAUGUCGGCAUUUGUGAAGGCCUCAGCCUUUGCCUUGCAGGAGCAGCCUGUUGUAAAUGCAGUGAUUGACGACGCAGCCAAAGAGGUGGUGUAUAGGGAUUAUAUUGACAUCAGUGUUGCGGUAGCCACCCCACGGGGUCUGGUGGUUCCCGUCAUCAGGAACGUGGAAGCUAUGAAUUAUGCAGAUAUUGAGCGAGCCAUCAGUGAACUGGGAGAGAAGGCUCGAAAGAAUGAACUUGCUAUUGAAGAUAUGGAUGGUGGUACUUUCACCAUUAGCAAUGGAGGUGUUUUCGGCUCGCUCUUCGGAACGCCCAUCAUCAACCCCCCUCAGUCGGCCAUCCUGGGCAUGCAUGGCAUCUUUGAUAGGCCAGUGGCUGUGGGAGGCAAGGUGGAGGUGCGGCCCAUGAUGUAUGUGGCACUGACCUAUGAUCAUCGGCUGAUCGAUGGCAGAGAGGCGGUAACUUUUCUCCGCAAAAUCAAGGCAGCGGUAGAAGAUCCCAGAGUCCUCCUGCUGGACCUUUAGGAGGAAGCCACGUACCCUACGCACCAACCAUGCAGGAACUGAAAACCAGUCUUCUCCCUGUCCCCUCACGGGUCCCAGGUUGGCCUGGUGUCAGGCACAUGUUGUUGGCCUCAAGCAAGGAAACCAGGGCACUAUGUAACCAGCAGCCACAGGUCUCUUCUUGGUAUUCUGCCAGGCUCUCCCCUUCUGUGCACCCUUCUCUUACACUCGAAUAUCUUCUUUAGGCUUGAGGGAGAGAGCGCCUUAAUGGAUGCUCAUUAAUAUUUCCUGCCUUUCUCCCAUUAGUCUUGUGCAGAGAUGAUUUUGCUUCUCCCCUGUGCCAGUGUACUACAAUAGGGAAACCACUGGGGACCAUGUGAUCAAGUUUGUAUCUUUUGAAAGUCUGUUCUGGACUAGGAGGGGAUGGUGUCUCCCAAGCUCAGAGCGGC
Acinonyx jubatus (cheetah) is the source of this 1863-nucleotide messenger RNA. RefSeq names its product dihydrolipoamide S-succinyltransferase (gene DLST). The transcript has 15 exons. Gene Ontology annotation, biological process: tricarboxylic acid cycle. NCBI's taxonomy places the organism in Eukaryota, Metazoa, Chordata, Mammalia, Carnivora, Felidae. The record is from RefSeq and is a predicted model, not a curated record. Gene Ontology annotation, molecular function: dihydrolipoyllysine-residue succinyltransferase activity. Gene Ontology annotation, cellular component: oxoglutarate dehydrogenase complex. The coding region runs from base 68 to 1435 and encodes 455 amino acids.